Messenger RNA from Paramecium pentaurelia, 753 nucleotides. The record is from the annotation of a GenBank genome assembly. Lineage: Eukaryota; Ciliophora; Oligohymenophorea; Peniculida; Parameciidae.
AUGUUUUAUUUAUUUAUAUUACCUAUAUUUGCAAUAGAUGAUAUAUAAAUAAGAAGAAGUAUAAUAUGUGGAUGUAAACAUUUGAGUCCAUCAGAAUGUAUUGAAGUAGAAUGGUGUGAAUUAGCAUCUUAAUUUGAUAAAUGUCCUAUGGAUGCUGAUUGCAUAACUUAUCAAACUGAAUUAGAAUGUGAACAAGCAAAUGCUAGUUAAUGUGUAUGGUUAGAUAAUUAUUGUUUAAAUAAAUGUGAAUUAUUGGAAUUCAAUACUUGUUAAAGCAAAGAAAUAGAUUCUAAUUGUUCAUAAUUUAAUACUAGUACAACUUGUGAAACAUAUUCAUGGUGUGAAUUUAAUACUACUACAUCAGUUUGUUAAUAAAUAUAAUAAGUUUCUUGUAAUGAUAUUUUGAAUUCAAUUGAAUGUGAAGAAUAUGGUUGUUAAUGGGAUGAUGUUGAAUUUUGUUAAAAUAAAGAUAGUGAUUGUAGUUAAUUUGAGACUAUAGAGGAGUGCAUGAGUUAAUUUUAAGAGAAUAGAUAAUGUAUAUGGAUAGAAGGGAAAUAAUAAGUAAGUAAUAUUAAAUCAUCUUGUUUUUAAUCAAAAGAAUGUGAUAAAUACACUUAUGAUAAUAAUGAACUUGAUAUUUGUGAAUCAAUAUCUAAUUGUAAAGUAGAUGAAAAUUAAUGUCAGAGUUGUGUUUAAGAUAUGUUUACAUUUGAAUCAAUUUUAUAAUUAAUAAGUAUAUUUUAUUUGUUUUGA